This is a messenger RNA of Scheffersomyces stipitis CBS 6054, 1713 nucleotides long. It is a transcript of the gene KNS1, whose product is annotated as serine/threonine protein kinase. Gene Ontology annotation, molecular function: ATP binding; protein kinase activity. The coding region runs from base 1 to 1713 and encodes 570 amino acids. The record is from RefSeq and is a predicted model, not a curated record. Gene Ontology annotation, cellular component: nucleus. The transcript has 3 exons. NCBI's taxonomy places the organism in Eukaryota, Fungi, Ascomycota, Pichiomycetes, Serinales, Debaryomycetaceae. Gene Ontology annotation, biological process: protein phosphorylation.
AUGUCGCUCAUAUCCAAUAGAAAGAGACCCAGGGGGUUCAGUGAAACGGUGUUGAUAGAGGAGAACGAAGACGACGUCGUAGAUGAAGAUCCGGAAGUAAUUGACGAUGAAGACGACGAAGACUUGAUCAUACUCGAGGAACGGGACUUGAUUCCAAAACCGCGCAGGAACAACUCUGACUCCUUGCUCAUUCUAGACAGCGAUGCCGUAGAGGCAUACAACAUGUUCAAUGUGAACAACAUCAACAACAACAUCAACCAACCGUUUGAGAUCGGCGCAAACAACAACCCUAUAAAGAAACAGAGAACCAACUCACUACCGCAGUUACCGCAGGCUCGCUGUUUCUACACCAAGUUGCCAAAUAACUACAUCUUUCAAACGCCGAAGUUGGGCAACAUCAAGACGAACGUAAUACCCCACCAGCUCAACUUACCUCCUUGUGACGAUGAAAACGGCCAUUAUGUCAUCAAGUUGAACGAGACCUUUGCCAAUCGCUUCAUCAUCAUCAAACUUCUUGGCCAAGGUACAUUUGGCAAAGUCGUGCAAUGUUUUGACAAAGUAAAUCGUGAGCAUGUAGCCAUCAAGAUAAUUCGUAAUAUCCAGAAGUAUCGCGACGCUGCUAAGAUCGAGUUGCGCAUCUUGUCGACUCUAAAGAAGUUCGACAACAAGAACGUCAACCAUUGCAUUCAUCUCCGGGAAUGCUUUGACUAUAGAGGCCAUAUCUGUAUAGUUACGGACUUGUUGAAGAUUUCGCUUUACGACUUCUUGGAGAACAACAAGUUCAUAUCGUUCCCCGGGUCUCACAUCCAAGCCAUUUCUAAACAGUUGAUACGUUCUGUGAGCUUUUUGCACGACUUGAACUUGAUUCACACAGACUUGAAGCCAGAAAACAUCUUGCUCCACGACGACUCUCACAUCAAGAAGAACCUAUACAGCUCUACUAUCGUAUCGAGUUAUAUGAACUUAUCGUCUUCCUCUGCACCUAAGAAGACUCCCAAGUAUCUGAAGGUGUUAAAAAAUCCAUUGAUACAGAUCAUUGAUUUUGGUUCUGCCAUCUUUAACGACGAGUACCACUCCUCUAUUGUCUCUACGAGGCACUACAGAGCUCCAGAAAUUGUUUUGGGCGUAGGCUGGUCGUUUCCGUGCGAUAUGUGGUCUAUUGGGUGCAUACUCGUAGAGUUGAUCAUUGGUGAGCCUCUCUUCAAGACCCACGACAACUUGGAGCACUUGGCGAUGAUUGAGAAGAUCUGUGGCUACAGAAUAGAUAAGGCCAUGGUCAAGUUGUCCAAGGAGAAGGAAAACGAGUGCGGACUCGAAUAUUUUACCAAGGAAUAUAUCAGCUCUGAAGAAGACUCGGAUGGUGACGACGACGUGAUUAUAGACGACGAAACUACCAAGUACAACUCAUUGACGUUGAUGUUUCCUACGAACUCGACUCCUAUGAAGUUCAUCAACAGCGUAGACGAGUUGUCGCGGAUCGACUUGUUUGUUAGUUCUCGUAUCGGCUUGGAUAUCGACUUUGACUAUUCGUUAUCGGCCAACUACGAGAAAAAUAAGAACAUCAUCAACUUCGGCAACUUCACGUUCUGGUGGUUCUUCAUCGACCUUUUGCGCAAGUUGUUCGUCAUAAACCCGGAAGACCGUCUCAAUGCCAUGGAUGCAUUGUACCAUCCGUGGUUCAACUUGGGCAUUGAGGAUGAGGGUACAUUGUAA